Molecule: messenger RNA, 1896 nt
Organism: Myripristis murdjan (pinecone soldierfish)
Lineage: Eukaryota; Metazoa; Chordata; Actinopteri; Holocentriformes; Holocentridae
Exons: 4
Coding region: 1-819 (272 amino acids)
Source: RefSeq, a predicted model, not a curated record
AUGGGUUUCUACUCACUGGUUCAAAAGAAUGAGCCUGCACCCACAAGCCGAGCAGCUCAGAGGAAUCUGGGUGUCCCCAUACGACAUGCUGAACGUCGAGCUGCAGGGAGAACAUAUGAAAACAGAGCUUUUGAAGACGAUGAUUGCGUGGCCGUGAUAGAGCAGAGCCCCAACACGGCUGAUACUCGUGCCAGACCACCGGUCCCCAGCCUGGUCACAGUACAAAUGGACCCCACCUCUGAGGACCUUCAGGAGGACACCCAGCUCCCACUGGAUGACCACUCGAUCACUGUGGAGACCUAUCCAGAGCCCAUCCUUGACACAGAGAUUGAUCCUCCCCUGGAGGAGGAGAAGGGCUGCAGUCUGUCCCAGCCCAGCAUCCAGCUGAAGUGUGUGGAGGACUGGGCGAGUAGUGGAGGAGACAACCAUGGUCCCUGCCAGGAUGCCCUGCCUCCUCCAUCAUCCUUGCCCUCCCACUCGCCUUCCCCCUCCCCACCUCCUGGGCGCGAGGAGGGCCUGCGUUCGUCAUUGACCCUUCAGACUGCUGAGCCGUACGCAGCACCCGUCCACCACAGCCUCAGCAUCUCCCACGGCACCCCUCCCCUUCUCAUCUCUCACCACGUCUCCUUGGGGCUCACUACGGUUGCUGUGGAUGUCCACUUUUACCCAACAGCCACCGCUGCGGUGGCAGUGGCCACCAGCACUCAUAUUAACUCUGUCGCUAACACCACUUCAGUGGCAGCACCUCUUUUUAACUCCCCAUUGGCUAACAGCCAGGAGAAUGACCAAUCAGCUGCCAGAACGCAUCAGAGUAAGUAAGUAAGAGCAUCAGGAGUGAAGUUCCUGAACGUGCUGAUAUGACCAGCCUGAUGGACAGCUCAUCUCCUCGUGACUGAUUACCAUCCGCUCAUCUGGUUACAGUGAUGAAAAUCUCUCAUGAAUUUGUGCAAACGAGGUAAAAGACCAUCUUCAGCAGAAAUAAUAUAAGCUCUGAGAUAAAGUCACCUGAAGGACAUUACUGUCCACAUCUUUUUGUGGACAUUUUUGUAAAUAUUUUUUUAGCUGUGGUACAACACUUUACUUCCUGUACCUUCCUGUGCUAUCACUUGCUGUUUUAUUACUGAAUUUAUUAAUUAUCAUAGGCUUUUGUUGCAACAAUUUUUAACUGUGGUAGAUAUUUUCAGGUCAGCUGGUGCUAGUCUUACUUUUACUAUAUCAUUCUUUAUUUUAUUACUGAAACAUGGCAGAACAAAACUGUUGUGCACAAAUGGGUUUACUUUUGUUUUACUCUAGAUGUCUUUACUCACUUGGAUCAUUCUUUAUGUUGUAAAGUAACUUAUGAUGAGGUGAAUGAGAUGUAUAGCCUUGAAUCCUCCAGCAAACAGCCAAGGAUAGAAACUAUAUAGAUAUAAUAUUGCAAUUCAUGUGGUUGUACACGGCCUGUUGAGGUGAGCUGUUAUUUUCCUUGCAUCAAGCUACUGACUGUUACAUCUUUAUUGAAACCAAAGGAAGCUGGAGUGGGGCUAAUUCUCAUGAGACUUUUACACAACAAUCACAGACUAAUCGAUAUCUUCAUUGAACAUUUUGUAUUGUACGUAAUUCAGACAUGACCUUCACUUUCAAAGGUGUUGUUUUUUUUGUUUUGUAAUGUUGUCUGUGGAUGUAAAAUAUAUUAUUUCAAAGUGUUUACCAUAAUUAUCUGCAUACUGUAAUGUAAAAUAACCAAUGUGAUGGGAAUUUGUUUUGCAUCGGGUAAAGAUAAGAAUAUGAAACAAGAAAGGGCAUUUCAGAGAUGAAACCUAAAUCUGAAAUUAUGUAAUUCUCACCUCUGGAGAUAUGGAUGAUUGCAUGUUACGGACGAUUGCAUGGUGAGUCAGAUGCAACGCGGAUGCCUGA